AUGGACCAGAAGGUUCUGAAGAAACUAGUGGAAUCCAUCAGUAAUACUGUCAAGAGCUUAAAAAAAAGUGAAGUAGAGUGUCUCAUAAGAAUUUUUCACAGCUUGGUGGAAAGAGCUGUUGUAAGACUUGAUAACACUGGACUAGAUCAUAACACAUUUCGAGCCAUCCUGCACAGCAUAUUUGGAAUGACUGAUGAUAUGCUAAUGAAUAGGGUAUUUUUUGCAUUUGACAAAGAUAACUACAUAAAUGUGAAAGAGUGUGUUAAAGGAUUAUCAGUGUUUCUUCGAGGGACUUUUGAAGAAAAGCUGAAGUUCUGUUUUGAAGUUUACUGUUUCAAUGGUGAUGGUUACAUUUCUCGAGAGAAAACGUUUGACAUGCUGAACAGUCUACACCAACAGUCACCUGAAGAAGAUACUGAUGAAGGAAUAAACGAGUUGGUGGAUAUAACACUGAAGAAAAUGGAUUAUGACAGCAAUGGCAAGAUAUCUUUUGCAGACUUUGAAAAAGCAGUGAAAGAAGAUAAACUUUUGUUGCAAGUGUUUGGACCAUGUUUACCAGAAGCAAAGGUACAGUGCCAGCAGCCAGACUGGUUGAGGGAAAAUUUCAAAGGAUCAGAAAAGAAAUACUUGCUAGACACUUACCUCUGUAGGACUUCAACACACUACUGAAGUUCAGGCAACCAUGAAGAUCUCAGCCCCAUCCUAACAUUUGGGACCCAAGACAGUAGUGACUAAUUAUAUUCAAGACCUUUUUUGAGCUUGUAACCACCUUAGCCAUACACAAUUCCUAAUUUCCUGUAAAUAUUUUCCCCAAAAAAACCCGAAGUAUAUUGGCUUGCUUAAGGGAUAGAACAGUAAAUACAGAGUGGAUUCAGCAAGUACCCACCAUAAAC
Molecule: messenger RNA, 893 nt
Organism: Lagenorhynchus albirostris (white-beaked dolphin)
Lineage: Eukaryota; Metazoa; Chordata; Mammalia; Artiodactyla; Delphinidae
Product: calaxin-like
Molecular function (GO): calcium ion binding
Source: RefSeq, a predicted model, not a curated record